Amaranthus tricolor (Joseph's coat) is the source of this 1602-nucleotide messenger RNA. Its product is annotated as ubiquinol oxidase 4, chloroplastic/chromoplastic. Gene Ontology annotation, molecular function: alternative oxidase activity. Gene Ontology annotation, cellular component: thylakoid; mitochondrion. Gene Ontology annotation, biological process: alternative respiration. The transcript is spliced from 9 exons. NCBI's taxonomy places the organism in Eukaryota, Viridiplantae, Streptophyta, Magnoliopsida, Caryophyllales, Amaranthaceae. Bases 160 to 1263 code for a protein of 367 amino acids. The record is from RefSeq and is a predicted model, not a curated record.
CAAAACCACGUCGUUUGGCCUUUCUUUCCGACAGAAGGAAAACCCCAAUUUUGAUCCAAACUCUCAAGUGCUUCUUUUUUCAAAAGAUCCUGACGAGGUCAUACAAACCCUCGGGAGGAUAUUUGUGCCACGUCUCUCAAAUCUUUUAGAGAGAGAAAAAUGGCGGAAUUUCUCUCUCUCCCUUCAUCAUCCGCAAGAGCAACGUUAGCUGCUAAAUUAUCAACAGUUCCUAAAAAUUUAGCCAUUUUUGGCUCCUUUUACUCUUUACGUGGCUUCAAUUCUCUUUCAUCUUUCAAUCUUACUUGUUCUGCUUCUCAACGAUUCAUUCCUCGUAAGUUUUCCAAGCUCCAAGUUCAAGCAACAAUUUUGCAAGAUGAAGAGGAGAAGAUAAAAAAAGUCGAUGAAUCUUUUCAAUCAAAGACUAUAGCAGAUGAAAUAGGGAAAGGGUGCAGUAAAGCAAUACCAUUAGGGGACUCGACAUCCAAUGAUUUUGAUGGAUGGAUAAUCAAACUAGAGCAGUCUAUCAAUAUUUUCCUCACGGAUUCCGUGAUUAAGAUACUUGAUACUUUGUAUCAUGACAGGCACUAUGCAAGGUUCUUUGUCCUGGAAACCGUUGCAAGAGUCCCUUAUUUUGCCUUUAUAUCUGUGCUACAUAUGUACGAGAGUUUUGGCUGGUGGAGGAGAGCUGAUUACUUGAAAGUCCAUUUUGCUGAGAGCUGGAAUGAGAUGCACCACCUUUUGAUCAUGGAGGAAUUGGGCGGGGAUGCUUGGUGGAUCGAUCGCUUCCUUGCUCAACAUAUUGCUAUCUUUUAUUAUUUUAUGACAGUUAUCAUGUAUGCGGUUAGUCCAAGAAUGGCAUAUCAUUUCUCUGAAUGUGUUGAGAAUCACGCAUUUGAAACUUAUGACAAGUUCAUCAAAGCUCAAGGAGAUGAACUGAAGAAGCUCCCUGCACCAGAUGUGGCUGUGAAAUACUAUACGGGUGGUGACUUGUACUUGUUUGAUGAAUUCCAAACUUCCCGAGUUCCUUGCUCCCGAAGGCCAAAAAUAGAGAAUUUGUAUGAUGUGUUUUUGAAUAUAAGAGAUGAUGAAGCUGAACAUUGCAAGACAAUGAGAGCUUGCCAGACUCAUGGAAACCUCCAAUCUCCUCAUUCAUCCUCAGAAGAUAUUGAUGAUUCAGAAUGUGUUCUGUCACAAGAUUGUGAAGGUAUAAUAGAUUGUAUAAAGAAAUCAGUUACAACUUCUCAACGAGCAAACAAAACAUGACACAGGAUAGUAUACAUAUAUAUUAAGAAAUCAUCACAAUGAUAAAAAAUAGCCAGUGAAAUCUUUUAAUUCUAUAAAAAAAAAAAAAAAAAAAAGCUGCACAAAGUUUUGUGUAUUACAACCCGGGUUGCCUAUUUUCUAUGAUUAGCUGUGGCAGUUUGCUGUAGAUAGGGUUGAAUCUAUAAUGUUUAAGCAGAUAAGAAUUAUACUAUGCUACAGUUUUCUUGAAAAGUUGGCCAUGUGACAACUUACAAUCUCUAUAAAGACAGUAAUGACAAGCACAUGUAAAUUUUGGAAGCUGAUUAAAUAUACAAUUUAUUGACAAAUUUGUGAAUAUAA